GCAGCUGAAAUUGCAGCGAAUGUUUCCAGAAACUGAUGGCUGAGGGUGGCUGAGCAUAAAGACGCAAUACUUUAAAGAAUUUCAUUUGUAGAAAAGUAAAUCUCGAAAACCAUGCAAGUUUUCCUUUCACUCAAUGUGUUACUCUAAUGCAUACAACAUAUUACAACAUUGACAAAAUGCAAAAAGGCCAAUGGCUUUGAAAACAGGAAAAGCGCCGUGUUAUUUUGUUUAAGCCUCACAAACAAACACUGUCUUUGUAGCGACAGAACAAAUAUGCCCUUUUCCUCGAGUAAUUUUCCUUAUAUUUGCAUUGUUGCACGCAGGUUGAGCCACCUCUACACCUUCUUUGUGGAAUGGUCACCAGAAAACCACCUAACUGGCAGAAAGAAGAGCUACACCCGGAAAGAGCAGCAGGACAGCUGUCGUCCUGCAGCGGACAACGUCUUUGCUGUCAUCAGUAAACUCUUCAGGGACCCCGUCAACAAGCUCAAAACCGCAAAACUCUGGAAGGUACGAUUUAAUCUAGGUUCGGUGUACUUCUCCAAAAUCCUCAUGCGUUUCUUGAGAAAACCUGACCUCCCCUCCCUUUUACUGUAACUUGAAGAAGCCUGGAGCCUGGGUGUUGUUCCUGGCAUUGUGGGAAAUGCCUCAUUCCUUAUAUGGACAUCCCAUGUAUUCCCUCUCUCCAAAUCCCAGAAGCAGGCGUAGCCUUCCCGUCAGGACUAAAAUCAACGAGCAUUUGCUGAACACACCAGGGAGCUUGAGUUCCCCACUAAUGAAAGUGAAAGGGUCCCAUUUUUUUAAAGAAAUUGUUGACAGGUGCUUUUAGAAGGCAUACAGCACAUGCGGAGCGACAGAGUUCAGGAUAACACAGAGGAAUAAAGAGUUAUCAGGAAAAGGAAGGGAAAUAUGUGCAUGCUUUACGCUGUCAGUGACUGUGUGGAGCUGCAUGUGGAAGUGAGAUUAACUUUAUUUGCUCAAGGGAGUGGGAAUCAUUACGAAACAGACUUUGCACAGUUCGCUUCAAAGACAUAGAGAUGACAUUUCAAAAGCAAAAUGAGCGCAUACAAGAACAGACACAAGUAAGAAGGAAAAAAGAAAAAGAAAAAGAAGUUACAUUUAUUUUUUAGCAACUUGUUGCAUCCUUCUGCAUCCCCGUCGCAGAUCAUCACAGCGGUGGGAUCAAAGCGCAGCUUGAGUUUGUGCAGCUCGGUGCGGCCCGAGCUGGAGAGCGAUGAGGCCCUGGAGCCUGAACACACACUGCCUGUCCUGAAACGCCACAGCCAGCUGCUGGGUGGAUGAAUGUCACCUGCUCAAGGUAAACCCAGUGCUCCUGUUAGAGAGGCGGGCCCCCAGUGAGACGUCCAAGGGUGUUAUCUUGUCAGGAACUGACGGUUUCCCCACAGCUUGCUUCUCACAUGCCCCCAAAGACCCAGGGGGUAUCCAUGGCAACUGGUGCACAGCACCACCAUCCACGGGACAAGCCUGCAGACGCUCUACAGGAACACGGCUAACCUGGACAGCCCCGUCCUGCUGCUCGUCAAAGACAUGUUCAAAAAGGUGUUUGGGGCCUUUUGUUCAGAUCCGUUCAGAGUCAGUAAAUAUUUCUACGACGCAGGAGAGACCUUCUUGUUCAGCUUCGGUCCUGAUUUCCAGGUGGGAGGUUUUGGGGGGGUUUUAUUUUCAGAGACGUCUCUGAAUGUAGCAUUAGUAAUGAUUAAAGUUCACACUAAACAUAAAUAUAUGAGGCUAAUCCUACUAAUUGGAUUGACACAUAGAUUCUUUUAUCGAUGUAAGCCAAAGGUUGAAGAAGGACAUAACAAAAACAGUUCAAAGCUAAAAAUGUUAAUAUCUUUUAUUUGUGUUUUCUUCAGCAAUACAGGUGGAGCGGAGAGAACUCCUACUUUGGGCGGAUUUGCCCUCUGGUUGGACGCAGAUUUGUACCGUGGUGGGAGCAUCUCCUGUCCCACCGUCCACAACGCUCCUCUGUCCACGCACGAGGACUUCACUGUUCUGGACGUUGAAGUUUGGACCGUGCACAGCUGAAUUGCAACGUCAAGCAAACGAGGUUUCUUCUCUGAGGCUGCGACGCCUCGAAACCCAACCAGAGUGGAGCAUCAGCUCUCUCCACUGCACCUGCAUGAGAGCAUCCCACAUGCUGCACAACGUCUAUGAGACAGGUUCUGCAGACUGGUUCUGCGAGUUUUGCAUUCUGGUCGGUUGAAAUGCGACUCCUGGAGACAAGAGGGAACACGAAGAGCUCAUUGUGAAGCUGGUGAAGGAGCCGUUAAAAGCUUUGUCCUGCCAGCUUUGAUUGUGUCGAGAUGUCUUGUGAAAAAGUCUUUCAGUGUUUUAUAUUCCUUUUUACUUUAUGGGAAUGACUUCAUUACUCGUAGGUUUAAAAUACACUUACAGGGGGAACAGUUGCCCGUAUUUGCUUGUGUUCGUAAGUGAAAUAAAUUAUUUUAUGGUGCAGACACUGUAAUAGGAGAAGACCUUAAUCUAUGCAUCUUAAGCAACUGCAGAGGCUGGGGAACCAGAAAAAAAAAAAAACACACACACGCAAUCAAACUGUAAUGAUAAGAGCCUGAGGCAUUUAUGAGAAAACAAAACUUACGAGUUAACGGCCACUGCUCUUCUCUUAAAUGCUCUUUGUUCAUGCAAGGAUUCCUUUAAGGGAAAUAUGUAUUUUGCACAUUUUUGCGAUGUUUUAAUAUUUAAAUAUAUGAAUAUAUCAAUUUUUUUUAAAUGCUCUUAAGCACGCAAGUUCUUUUGAGUGUGUUUCUGGUUGGUUUUACUUGAAUGUUUGCAUGUCUGAUGAGGUGGUGCUCACACUGUCACUGUUAAAUUUUAAAUAAAUGAAACAUCUUCUAUUUACUGUUAAGGCUAAGUGAAUCAUUGGCUUUUUUUUUUUACCAUCAUACCUCAACUAAAAC
Messenger RNA from Poecilia latipinna (sailfin molly), 2936 nucleotides. Its product is annotated as nuclear receptor coactivator 7-like. Bases 1549 to 2046 code for a protein of 165 amino acids. Gene Ontology annotation, cellular component: nucleus. Gene Ontology annotation, biological process: response to oxidative stress; regulation of transcription by RNA polymerase II. The transcript has 4 exons. NCBI's taxonomy places the organism in Eukaryota, Metazoa, Chordata, Actinopteri, Cyprinodontiformes, Poeciliidae. The record is from RefSeq and is a predicted model, not a curated record.